AUGAUCGAGGAGCUCGAGGCGUACGCGCGCGAGAGCAAGGUGGACGAUUUGUUCCGAGACAUGAUGACGGGAUGUUUCAAGACGCGACCGAGCUCGCCGGCGACGUACAUCUUGGAGUAUCUCGCGAGCUCGCACCCAGAGGAGAGCUUGGAGCACGCGCGGGCGUUCGUGGACCUGAAGGAUGGAAUACUCCGCGAAUCGGCAAAGAGAAAUGCACCGGACACGGCAGAUUGCGUCAUAGAUACUGCCGUGGCCGAUGUGACCACACCAUGCGCCGAAGUCGAGAAGGAGACGCCCGAGGAAAUCGUCGAGGCGCCUCUCACGAUGGACGCGAACGACGAAUCUGAGCACGCGGAAGAACAGCCCGAGCAGGAGGCGUUCGAGCCGGUUGAACCGGUCGAAGACGAAGGGGGCGACGAGAUACAAGAGGAAAAAGGAUCAAAGACGAAAGGGAGAGACAUCGUCGAUGAGUCGGACAGAGAAGGCGAAGGCGACAUCAGCGUUGAGCAAGAGGACUGA
This is a messenger RNA of Ostreococcus tauri, 519 nucleotides long. RefSeq names its product unnamed product. The record is from RefSeq and is a predicted model, not a curated record. NCBI's taxonomy places the organism in Eukaryota, Viridiplantae, Chlorophyta, Mamiellophyceae, Mamiellales, Bathycoccaceae. Bases 1 to 519 code for a protein of 172 amino acids. The transcript has a single exon.